CUAUAUGCUGUUGGCAAUAUCUACAACCUUCCAAGCUGUUUUCUUGAGAGGAUGUUUAACUCUGUAAUUGAAGCCUGGUGCUUGAGUCCUAGACAUCUUUCGCAUCAGUGUAUAUUCGAUACCAAAAAAUUGACGAUUCUGAUACACAUAGCUGGUAAAUAUGGGUUGUUGGUCAAGUAAGAUACAGGGGGAGUAUCAAGGAAAGAAAAUUAGUUCUAUUAUUUCUGGGGAAUGUAGUAUGGAACGAACGAUAUGAUUUGUCUCCAAACAUUGCACACUGAUUCGUUCUCUAGAUGAGUAUAGCAAUCACCGCGGACGAUCUGACGAGCGGGCCAAAUUUCACAGGGAAAAAGAACUCUGUCAUAGCAGAAGCAGACACUCAGACUCCGAAGAACGCAAAUAUCUUGCAGUAGAUGAGAAACCACAAAUGAAGGAAAUGACCGAAGAAGACUAUUCACGAUUUCGCGACGCUGAGGAAAUGAGGGUGGAAGAAGAUCUGUUAAGAGAUAUAAGGGAAUUAGAGGAUGAAAAUGAAUUUAUGGAAAGAGAAAUGAGGGGUAUUGAGAGUGAACAUAGAUAUGAAGGACGAUAUAGGGAGAAAGAUAGAGAUGGAAAUUAUGAAACUAGUCCGAAUAGUUGGACAUAUGGAAAAGAUGACGAUAGGUAUGUUUUAUCAAGAUCUUGGAGAUGAGAUUGUUUUGAAGAAAGUGCUAAUUGUAUUAGGUCAUACUAUAGUAGUGGUGUUAGCUCCAUGAGUUCAAUGCUCUCUGUGCUUUAUGAAUCGCCGGAGGAAAGCUAAGUUUACGAUUUUCUUUGGCAAGACUUACAUUGCAACCAGCUAUCAAGUGUAUAGUUCUUGGGAAUUAUUUCUAGACGGCCAGGAGCUUCACGAUAUGUUGUAAUCAUGUAUGAAAGGCUCUCUCAUUUCAUUCCUCCAUUCAUUGCAAGGCGUUCUUUUUGUUCUCAGUUCAUAAAAUUGUUAGCCAGCAGGCAAGGCUUAGUUUUUAGGUGUACGUGUUCGAUCUUUUU
This is a messenger RNA of Sclerotinia trifoliorum, 1029 nucleotides long. Lineage: Eukaryota; Fungi; Ascomycota; Leotiomycetes; Helotiales; Sclerotiniaceae. The record is from the annotation of a GenBank genome assembly.